CAGCAAACAUUUGCAACACACGCACAGACACUCACACAAACAGCCAGGCAGGCAACAUAGACAGACAACAUAGACAGACAGACACUGUUGCACAGAAAGAAGGUAAACACUAAAGAGAGGUGGGUUAAAAAAAGAAGAAGAAGAAAGAAAAAGAACAAGAACAAGAGACGUUGUUUGUUUUGCAGGCCGGAGUAAUGGAGAUAUGUAGUACAGUGAUGUUGGGAGGCCUGGUGUUGGUUCUUCUGUGUUUGUUCAUGCUGAGGAGGAAGAGACACGUCCGUCUACCUCCCGGACCACGGGGCCUGCCGCUGAUAGGCAACCUGCUUCAGAUGGACAAACAGGCCCCCUACAAGAGCUUCGUCAAGUGGAGUGGUGUUUAUGGGCCAGUGAUGACAGUGUAUCUGGGGCCCCAGCGGGCCGUGGUGCUGGUGGGGUACGAGGCGGUCAAGGAGGCUCUGGUGGACCAGGCUGACGACUUCACAGGACGAGCUCCCAUCCCCUUCCUGGUCCGAGCUACCAAGGGAUAUGGCCUGGUCAUCAGUAAUGGGGAGCGUUGGCGCCAGCUGCGUCGUUUCACCCUGACCACGCUAAGAGACUUUGGGAUGGGCCGUAAGAGGAUAGAGGAGUGGAUACAGGAGGAGAGCCAAUACCUCAUAGACAGUCUGGACGGCACUAAAGCCAUGCCCUUUGACCCCCAGCCCUUCCUGAGUCGAACCGUGUCCAACGUCAUCUGCUCCCUGGUGUUCGGCCAGCGCUUCGGCUACGAGGACGACAAAUUCUUGCGCUUGCUCAACAUCCUCACAAACUUACUGCGCUUUGGAAGCACCGCCUGGGGACAGCUCUACAACAUCUUCCCCUGGCUGAUGGAACGCCUGCCUGGUCGGCAGCAUGUCAUGUUCAGCCAGGUGGACGAGCUGAGAGGCUUUGUGAUGAAGAAGAUCCACGAGCACCAGGAGACCAUGGACCCAGGCAUCCCUAGAGACUUCAUAGACUGUUUCCUCACCAGACUCAACCAGGAGAAGGAUGUGUCCUCCUCUGAGUUCCAUUAUGAGAACCUCGUGUCCACAGUGUUAAACCUCUUCCUGGCAGGAACAGAGACCACCAGCACCACUAUCAGAUACGCCCUCGUGCUUCUCAUCAAAUACCCUGACAUACAGGAGCACGUGCAGCAGGAGAUCGACACAGUGAUUGGUCGACAACGCAUCCCUCGAGUGGAGGACAGGAAGUCUCUCCCCUUCACCGACGCUGUCAUCCACGAGGUGCAUCGAUUCCUGGACCUCGUCCCGCUCAACCUCCCACACUACGCUACCAAGAAUAUCUCAUUCAGAGGGUACACUAUCCCUCAGGGCACCGUGAUCCUUCCCAUGCUGCACUCUGUUCUGCGAGACAAGGACCACUGGGCCACGCCAACAACCUUCAACCCUAAUCACUUCCUAGAUAUGAGCGGAAACUUCCAGAAGAACCCUGCUUUCUUAGCGUUCUCUGCAGGUAAGCGUGCCUGUGUGGGGGAAUCUCUGGCUCGUAUGGAGAUCUUUCUUUUCCUGGUGUCUCUGCUGCAGCGUUUCUCCUUCUCCUGCCCUGGAGGACCUGACAGCAUUGACCUCAGCCCAGAGUCUAGCAGCUUCGGUAACAUGCCACGCCAUUACCAGCUCAUAUCUACCCCCCGCUGACCAAGAGUGGAACUGCAGCUGCACCACCGGAGGAAAACUCUGGAGGAGGAGGUGUAGAGAUGAGGGACAGGUGUUUUGACCAGAUAGUAAUGCAAUGGAUGCUGAGGAUUCAGGCUAGUGUAAUCUGAUGAGUUGAAGGCUGGUCCAGGUAGCAGUGUAUCUUUCACUUUAUCAGUUUCUUUGUGUCUAAGCAAUGAAGUCAAUUCAUAUGGGGGUGAGCUAGACAAUGACGCUGCAUGUUAGUUAGAGGAUGCAUCACAUUGCAUUGGAAGGGAAACUAUCAGCUUAUGCAAUGGUGAAGUAUUUCUACUCUUUCGUUGGCUUUAUUCUUCUUUUUGAAUCAGAAAAAAAUACUAUAUUACGUAUACAGUAUACCGUCUUAAUAAAACUUUGGAAUUUGUGUAAUUAAUUGUUCCAGGAUGACAUACAUGACAAUGCAAUAGGGUACAUAAGGAGAGUACACAUUAGGCCUAUCACAUGACACGUUGACCUCUUGAUGUGUGGCCACAUAUUGCGCCGCCGCCCUAUUUUUCUAAAUGGCCCAGAGAAAGUGUGUUCUCUGUGACUUUUUUACAGGCCCCCGACUCUGUUAACUUGUUCUUGCAGAUCGGAAACCCCUUAUCUGUUUGUUUGACAAUAUCUGGUUAAAAGAUGAAUAUGAUGUAUAAAUAGACAACAUGUGUGUGGGAUUUCAUUCCCACUUGUCUCCAUGUGAACCAAAUAAAAAGUUAGUAAAUGUUCA
Messenger RNA from Oncorhynchus keta (chum salmon), 2412 nucleotides. RefSeq names its product cytochrome P450 2F3-like. The coding region runs from base 195 to 1670 and encodes 491 amino acids. Gene Ontology annotation, biological process: xenobiotic metabolic process. Gene Ontology annotation, cellular component: intracellular membrane-bounded organelle; cytoplasm. Gene Ontology annotation, molecular function: oxidoreductase activity, acting on paired donors, with incorporation or reduction of molecular oxygen, reduced flavin or flavoprotein as one donor, and incorporation of one atom of oxygen; heme binding; iron ion binding. Lineage: Eukaryota; Metazoa; Chordata; Actinopteri; Salmoniformes; Salmonidae. The transcript has a single exon. The record is from RefSeq and is a predicted model, not a curated record.